CCUCCUUUUUUUUUUUUGACUCCCUUGCAGUUGCGUGGGUCGUAUUACUGGCUUGCUCUCCCCGCACCGCUGAGCCCACCGCCUCUGCACCAAUCACAGCCAGCCUUUACCUAGGAGCACAUGCAUGCACGAACACACAGACACAGACCCUGACAACCACACACACACACACAUACACACACACACAUACACAAGUACGCGGCGAUCCUUCGCUCCGGUUCUCCGCUGCCGUCACAUGCGUUCCCAACGACUCCGCGUAGCGCUGUGCUGCGCCAAGAUGAGCGGCCGCUCCGGUACCAUCUAAACGUCUCGCCCGCCUGACUGACCCAGAGCCGGGGAGAGAGAGAGAGAGAGAGAGAGAGAGAGAGAGAGAGAGAGAGACCAUCUUUCCUCUUUCACAGCCCAUCUUCCCUUCGCUUGGAAGAGACCGCAGCGCAAGCCGUUUCUUUCGGCAUCUUUUCUGUUUUUUCACCACCCCUCCUCCUCCCGUUCUCCCUGCAUCCCUCCGUUAUUGUCGCUCUCCCGGUUUUAAGGAGAAACCGGAGAGCCCGGUCCGUGAUUUUGUGGAAAUACAUUUUUGCAUAUUUUUUAUUUUUUCCUGCUGGGUGUUGGUAGCGCGCAGUUGGUGCGCGCUUUUGCAAAUUCCGGUGAAUGGUGGAUUUGGCAAACAUGGAGACCGUGGAGAAGGAAUGCGGGGCCCUCGGGGGUCUAUUCCAGGCGAUUGUCAACGACAUGAAGUGCUCCUAUCCUGUGUGGGAGGACUUCAGCGCCAAGGCCACAAAGCUGCAUUCCCAGCUCCGAACCACUGUCCUGGCGGCUGUGGCCUUCCUGGAUGCCUUUCAGAAGGUAGCAGACAUGGCUACCAACACCAGAGGGGCAACCAGAGACAUCGGUUCAGCUCUGACCAGGAUGUGCAUGAGGCAUCGCAGCAUUGAGGCCAAACUACGUCAGUUCACCAAUGCUUUGAUGGAGAGUCUCAUCACUCCCCUCCAGGACAAAAUUGAGGACUGGAAGAAGACAGCCAACCAGCUGGAUAAGGAUCAUGCCAAAGAGUACAAGAGGUCACGGCACGAGAUCAAGAAGAAGUCAUCUGACACCAUGAAACUACAGAAGAAGGCUCGUAAAGAGAUGCAGGGGCGAGGGGACCUGCAGCCUCAGCUGGACAGUGCCAUGCAGGAUGUGACUGACAUGUGCCUGUUGAUGGAGGAGACAGAGAAGCAGGCAGUGCGCCGAGCCCUCGUGGAGGAGAGGGGUCGCUUCUGCACCUUCAUCGGCUUCCUUCAGCCUGUCGUGAACGGUGAGAUCGCCAUGUUGGGAGAGAUCACCCACCUCCAGGCCAUCAUCGAUGACCUCACUGUGCUGACGACCGAUCCUCACAAACUGCCACCAGCGAGUGAACAGGUGAUUAAAGAUCUGAAGGGGUCCGAUUACAGCUGGUCCUAUCAGACGCCUCCUUCAUCUCCAAGCAGCUCUGGCUCCCGCAAGAGCAGCAUGUGCAGCAGCGUCAACAGUGCCCACAGUAGUGCCUCACGUUCGUCAGGGGGAGGCGGUAGUGGUGGUAUCGGUGGCAGUGGUGGAGGCUCCCAGCCCCACUCACCCACCUCAUCCUCCUCCUCCUCCUAUCGCUACCGCAGCAGCCUGCCGCACCAGCCUCCUCCACCGGGGGGCAUCGCCGCCCACCGUCUCAGCAGCGUCUCCUCCCACGAUUCAGGCUUCGUGUCCCAGGAUGCAAACAUCUAUUCCAAGCCCCCGUCACCCAUGCCCUCAGACAUCACUAGCCAGAAGUCAUCCAGCUCAGCAUCAUCAGAGGCCUCAGAAACAUGCCAGUCAGUCAGUGAAUGCAGCUCCCCGACCACUUUUGGCACGUCCUUCGCUACCUUCCGCCCCGCUCUCUCUCACUCUGGCUCCAUCAGGCCUCUCUCUGUCAUUCUUCCUGUUCCUGAGUCCCCACCCUAUAACUGCCCCUCUGGAUCCAGCUCCUCCUCUCCCACAUCAAAGGUCCCUAUCUGGAAGGAUUGGUCCAAAGCAGGUCAGUAUGAGCAGCCAGUGGCUGCGGCAGCAGUUCAGAGGAGAAAGGAACCUCUUGAUAGACUGAGGGAGAACGAGGCAUCACCAGGCUCCCAGGGAUAUGCCGGACCAUCACACCCUGAUGACGCGCAGAGAUCCAGGAUGAACCCGGCUACUAUUGCUGCCAAGCAUGGAGAUGAGGUUUCUCCAGCAGCCAGUGACUUGGCCAUGGUGCUGACCAGAGGACUGAGCAUGGAGCAGCAGAAAAGCAGCAGAGACUCCCUGCAGUACUCCAGUGGCUACAGCACAGAGACCACGACCCCGUCCUGCUCUGAGGACACGAUUCCUUCACAAGGUUCAGAUUAUGAUUGCUACUCAGUGAACGGUGACGCUGAAGGUCCCGAUGGACAGACAGAGUUCGACAAGUCCUCCACCAUUCCUCGACACUCUAACAUUGCCCAGAACUACAGACGCAUGAUCCAGACCAAGAGGCCAGCCAGCACAGCCGGACUACCCAGUGGGGUUCUUGGUCCUGGGGGUCAUGGCAUACCAGGACAACCUGGUGGAGCUGGUGGAGGUGGAGCAGGUACUCCAGGCACUGCCACCAUCCGCCGAACGCCAUCUACUAAACCAGGCGUGAGGCGCACACUGUCCAACGCGGGGCCAAUUCCCAUCCGACCACCCAUUGUGCCUGUCAAGACACCCACUGUUCCCGGAGACUCGCAUUCACCUGGCGCUGGUGGUGGUGGGUAUGCAGGUGGGGGGCACGCAGGUGGUGUGCCUGUGCGUGUGGGCAGUGAAGAGUGUGUGUUCUUCACUGGAGUCGAGGAUGCACAGGGAGCGCUUGAUUAUGUGAAGGCGUCACCGAAGCGCCUCAGUCUGCCUAACACUGCCUGGGGAUCAGGAGCAGCGUUAGAGGUCUAUGCCCAGCAGCAUGGGGGCCUUGCAAUGGGAACAGGCUCAGGGGCUGGAUCAGAGGAGGAUCAGAUGAUCGCCGCCAAUCGGCACAGCCUAGUGGAGAAGAUCGGCGAGUUGGUAGCGAGUGCACACGCCCUUGGAGAGGGGCAAUUUCCUUUCCCCACCCUCCCUGAUGACCCGACACUGCCGCCAACUGGCCCCGGCGACACUCAGACAGGGACAGAGGGGGCAGAAGGGUCCGGUGACAUGUUGACCACCAUCAGGAGAGGAGUCCGCCUUCGCAAGACCGUCUCCAAUGACCGCUCGGCACCUCGCAUCUUGUGAUUGGAGGAGAAGCAGGAAGAGGAUGAUACUUGUCAGCCAAUAGGGAAUCAGGUGUUGGUGUGGUGCAACCCAACCGCCUAGUACAUACACAAAAACUUAACCAUGUAGGGGAAGCUAUAAUAUAACAGAAGAUGAAUAAAAACAAAAACAUACACAAAAAACAAGUUUAAGGACAUCAUUAGAGUAAAUGAUAUAUAAUAUAAUGAUAAUAAUAACAUUAAUAAUGUUAACCCAUGCUGACAAAGUUAAAUACUGAAUAUUGACAGGCUCCUAGCUGGCCACUAUAACUAGUGUGUGUUGGACGCAUGUUUGUCUUCUCUACACCUUCACCCAGGGACGGAAAGACUCGUGGGAAAAACAGAUAGGAUCAAAAAAAAUGGCAAAGAAAGGGAGAAAGACUGGGUUCUGUUUGCCAACUUAAACCCUUCCCCAUCCUCUUCUCCAACUAACCGACUGUCUAAUCCCAGAUGAGAGACUGAAGACUGAAGGAAGGGCCAGUGGGGACAAGAGGGGAGGGGGGGUGCCAUGUGAACAGCUGGAUUUGAACCCAGGCUGUCUCAGCAGCAACAUACUGUACUUAUUAGCCCACUGAACUGAAGCUUUGGUAUUAGCACGGGGAGCUAACAAACCAGAGGUCUCCUCCGGUUCAUCCUAAUGUAAAAGAAGUCUUAAAAAAAAAAAUACUGUUGGCAUUGAACCGUGUUAGUACCCCUUCCCCUCUCUCUCUCUGUGUAGUGCGUGCGUGCAUUCAUGUGUUUGCAUGUGGGCAAAUGUGAAGCGCGAGUAUGUGUGUGUGUGUGUGUGUGUGUGUGUGAGGGGGGUGGGUAGAGCUCUGCUGCAGGACAGCUGGUUACCCAAUGAGGGCAGGGCUUUUCUUCUGUGUGUUGUGCGUGUAUUUUCUUGUUUAUAUCGUGACGUCAUUUACCUUGUUACCACUGUACGAGAAGUUACGAGAAGUAAUCCAGGCGUAUAGAUAUAUUCAUAUAUAUUUUCUAGAACCAGAGAGAAAAUGUUAAAUCAGAAAUGGAGCAAUAAAUGUGUUUUAUUUUCUUGUUUCCAAGAAGAGGAUCGAUGGAGGAUUGUAGGUUCUCCUGUCACAUUCAGGCAAUCAUCAGGAAUGCUAAAUUACACAUUGACUGUGAUUUCAUUUUGGCGUGUCUCUCUCCCUGUCCCUGUCUCUUUCUGGUGGAGGAAAUGGAUGAAAAAACAAAAACAAACUGUAAGCACUUUGAUAGGUGUAGAGUGUGUACAAUAGCCACUAGGUGUUGCUGUAGUCAUACUGUAUGAUAGGGAGAGUGAAAGCGAGAGAGAUAGUUGCCAAUUGGACUGCGUCCUGAGGAAAUGAUUUAAUUUGUAGAAGAAGACAGAAAGGGGCAAAGAGGAAGUGAAAAAGACGAGUGGAAUUGGAGUGAUUGGUCAAAUAAGAGAUGGGAUAAGAAAGUAGAGCAAAAUAUUUGUCAAAAAAAUGAUUGGAUGUCAGUGCUCUUCAGGGUUCUACAAGCCAUCGCCUGCCGUGGAUAGUGAAGCUUUUUAUGAUGCGGCUGUGCUGGUAUCUGAACACAUGAUGCAAAAAAUACACUGCACAGAUCAGGUCAGACUAUUUUUGCUUUAAUGGGUUCUUUAAAGUGACAAACACGUUUGUCACUAGCCAUGCAAACAGUUUAUCUGUCAAAUAUCUGUCUCAACAUUAUGAAUAUUAGGCUUAAAAAGCUCAGCAACUACAUGUCUUCCAAGAGACAACGGCUCCAUCACUCUGGACCAUCUACGGAUCUUAUUUUAAUUAGAGUACUUACCUACUGUGAUGAUAAUACCUAAAAAACCGUUGACAGCGAAGGCUUAUUCAGGGCAACAAGUAUGCUGGUUCAGAAAAGACACAUGAAUAAUAACAACAUGAAUUUGUUGAUAUUCAUUUUUUCAUAAUAUGAGAAUGACGAUUGAAUUCUAUUUACAUCCAUUCUAUCAGCAUGCACAGGCAUUGCAAACAUACAGUAUGCGUGUUUAUUUGUGGCACUCAUCAUCAUACAACAGAUUUGAAAUGUAUUUGCACAUGUAGAUCAUGUUCAAUGGAUAGAGUGUUGUGAAUGUACUCCAGAGUUUCAAACACAGAAUGCUGUUUCCAAAUGUCCAAAAUACUGUAGCCUGUAUUACAAAGUCAUUUUCACUCAUGUUCAAGUGCAAAUACAUUUCAGCACCCCCGCUUAUCUGCAAAUAUAUUCUGACCUAUAAAUACUGUAUGUUUUUGCAUUAUGAGAAAGAAAAGCUAAGCCUUGAACAUAGCUGAGCAACAGUUCUUUGGCCCAAAUUCGCUCAGAGUUAAAACCUUUACUAUCUAAAGGACAAUUUUCACUAGGCUAUGCCAGUAUGGUUCAGCUCAGUGCAGCGCAGCGCAGAUCACCCAGUUCAGCUCAGGCCACGGCUGCAUGAAAGGAUUAUUUAUGGACAUUAAGAUGUGAGAAAAGGUGUUGCCUGUUUGAUACGCUCGCUGAUGGCAAAGAAGCAGGAGGGUUUAAAUGAGACUUUUUAAGCUGACAGAGAGAGGAAAAUGUGUGUAGAAUGAGCAUUUCACUGCCUGUUCAAACAGUAUUUACUCUAUGUGCUGUACUUGUAAAUGAGAAUCAGGCGCACAGAUUUGGUAUAAAGGUUUGUUAGAAAAUAUGACAUGAAAUAUUUUGGUUUUGUUUUUCUUUUCAUUCUGCAGUACUGUUUGAAUAUUUAGUCUUACUUUUAAUUAAUGUAAAAAGAAGAAAAAACUCCAGUUGUAACACAAACUACUAAGCUGUGUAACAUAUGGAUGUAGGAUGUUUGGGUCGAGAGUGAGUGUGUCCUUGUUUGGCUGUUGAACUGUAGGAUAGUGAACUCUUCAUCAUCAUGUCUGUACGCUCUUCUAGCAGUGACCUGAACAUAGCCGGUGACAUCAGUGCUCUUACAUACUCUUUUUGUCGACUUAUUUCUUUUAUUAUUUCAAUGAACAGAGCACUGUUUUAAACAUGUUUGUGGCUUUUUAAAAAAGAAAAAAAAAUAUGAUUUAAUUUAAAGAGAUAGAGAGGAGAGUGUUUGCAAUUUUUAAAUAUUGUCACCUUCUGCCAGCACACUUUUUUUUUUUUUUUUUGUUGAACUUUGAAACAGUGCUUCGGCAAGGGGAUUUUUCUUUCUUUUUUUUUUUUGCCUUAUUUUGUUUUUUUUUUUGUCCGGGGGGGGGGGGAACUACUGUAUGUGUGUUGUCACAUGUGGAUUCUGUGUGUUGUAUCAGCUGAAUCUGACUGGGUGAGAGGGUGGAAGGGGAGAGCAGCGGGCUUAGACUCCAUUCCCCCCCCCCUGCCCGCCCCCCCCAAAAAAAAAACAAAAAACACAUUUUGGGUGAGAAAAUGUUCAUCUGAAGAGUUUGUGUAGGACCGCCCGUCGAGGUCACACUGUACAUGAAUAUACGUACGUCUGCUGAAUGUACUACGAGGUCAAAGGGGACAUCGAACUGUACUUUUUUGACAUGCUUGAACUAUUGCAAUGUCAGAACUUGUUGAAAGUUGAAACAGUAGGAAAGCAAUACAGAGAUAGUGUGCAUGUACGUACAUUCACAAUGAUGUUCCAGUGUGGGUGUGUUAAAGGAAAAUACCACUGUUUUGUCCACUCUAGGAUACUUGUGUUCCCCCAUCUAAAAGCUAUUCCACUUUGUAUGGCUCUGAUGGUAUGAUUUGGAGUUUAGAGACCCUUUACUAUACAUCCAAGGACACUACUAGAGCCGAUUCCAUUUGUCUGAAUGUGUAUGAGCUCUAUGUUUAGUGCAAACUGAAACAACUGAAUUCACUGCCACUUAUUUACAGUAAGUUAUUGCUUGAUUAAAGGGAUUGUAAUGCCCUGCAGAACAAACAUGCUGCUUAUUUCCAAAUGAUGAUGGAUGAGUGUGAGAUGAGAGGACGACACAACACUGCUGUUUUCCUUUAAAAUGCCCAGUUAACAGCACAAAGAGUUACUUAACUAAAAAUUAAUGUCUUUUUUUAACAUGCUGAAUUAACUGUGUACUGAGCUAACUGUCUGAACAAGCUGAAAUAACUACUCUGCUACAGAAGAGUCAAUAUGCCCAUGAGUGUAUGUGUAUAUGGGUAGAAAUAGGCCUGAAGGCACAUGGGCAUGGCAAGAGCUACAGUGAAAACAGGACAUUCUGCAGGAACACACAUAGACACAUAGCCAGAUUUACAUGCGUGCAGGCAUGCAUGCGUACACACAAACACACACACACACGAUACGCACACAAUACAGUUCCUUCUUCCUCAACUGAAGAACCUACACAGUCCUAACUACAGCAUGUCCGAAAGGAACUAGCACUGUAAAAAGUAACAUUUUUAUUUAACAUUAAUUUUUUUAAUUUGAUCGAGUUAACAGGUUGAAAAUGAUCCCAUCUAAACUUUCAGCGACAUUAUUACAUUUGAAUUUCUUUUGCUGUUAGCUGUCCUGAUGCCUAACAAGGCUAGUGUGUGAGUUAGACAACAUAUAGAUUCAUAUAAACAUGGAACAUGGUACAUUUCUUUCAUGUUACAGGUAGUUACAGUAUGCAUACUUGAUUAAAAGUUGAAAUGAUGACUUCAGAAAAUACUGUGUUUCCAUACAAACAGCGAGCCUGACAGACUAUAUUGCUGUUGAGUGUUAUGUACACAUCAAGGACUGAUAUGAGCUUCUAGACUGUCAAGAUAUUUUAGGAAAUUCAUUUAUUCUCGAGAUAUAAAUGACAACAUUUAUCCUACUCUCAGUACGAUUAAUAUGAAGCUGUAGCCAGAAGACAAUUAGUCUAGCCUUGCAUCAAACAACUAGCCUGGCUUUGUCAAAAGUAAAUAAUCCACCUUCCAGCAUCUCUAAAGUUGUCAAAGUAACACGCUAUAUAUUCCCAUAAUUUGCAUGAAUUCCCAUAAAAACCAAAGUGUAAAAACAUUGUGCUGGAUUUUUUUUUUUAGCAAGGUGGACGGACUUCCAGGAGUCUCUGCUGUUUGCCUGGCACCUGUUGACAAGACUCUAUGAAUAGAAAAAAAUAAAGAAAAAGCUAAAAAACUUUUCCUUGAACAACUAGUGAAAGCUCAAUGAUUAGUUUGGUGAUUCGUUUCUUGAGAAGAUGGGACCACAGUAGGAUUCAGAGCUAAACACUCAACAGCACCAUUGUCUGAAAAGCUUGGAGGUGUAUUUGAACAACAAGUAGAGAGUAUGGAGAAGGAAAACUGAAUUUAAAUAUUCUGAUCCCACAUUUUUUGCACCUGUGUACCCCUCUCUUCUUUUCCUCUCUAUUAUCUUCCUCUUCCCCUCGACCAAUAAAUGCCAUCUAUCUGACAAGACACUUGUCGUGAUGAGAGUCCCACCGGCCGUUCAUGGUCUCUUUGUUUCUCACAGCCCAUCAAAGCUAAUGAAAAAUAAUUCUGAUGAAGUCUUUAUUUUCACUACAGUCCACAGUGAGUAUGACCUCAGCUGUGUUUCUCUCUCUGUCCAUCUUCUUCCUUCACACUCUUCCCUCCCCUCUCUGUGUGUGGUUAUGGCUAACGGGUGGUAUCAUUAUGGGUCCUGGGUGUGUUGCUCAAAGAAGGGCUGGAAGCAUUAGUUAGGGUAAACUUCUCCCCGCUGUACAUGAAACAUGCACUGGUAGCAAGCAGCUGGAGGUCUGGCACUCUAUCUCAGUGCUAGAUUACAUUUUAAUUAAUUUUGAUCAGGCCUUUUAAGGCAUCUUUUUGGCAUCAUCUCACAGGCUGCUUAUAUUACUUUGAUUGUUUCUAAGUGAGCUUCUGUCAUAGAAACCCACAAGAUGGAAGUGGGAAGCAUAAUUCAACAUGCUGUGAACCUUUCCACACACAUUGCCAUCACAAGAAAUCUGCCGGUGUGUAAAUCACGGGGUUGUAAGACCAAAAAAACACUAUCUUAAUCAAUAAAGAGCUUCAGUACUUCAGUUAAAUUGAGCUAAAUUGGCUAAAGUAAAAAAAACACUCAAAGGGAGAUGAGGCAACUUAGGCUGAACAGCUGCCACGGUGGCCGCAAGUGACAAUGACGGCAUAAUGGUUAAAUUUCAAAAUGUAAUGUAACCUUAGCACAAGAAGGGUUGUUCUUCGAAAGAUACAUAUCCGUACUUUAAGUAGAAAAAAACAAGAUGAUAUUAUCAAAGUUCUUCCAAAUGAUACACUACAAAAACACUUUAAAAAAGUAUUGUGAAAGGACUCCCAAGAACGUCUGCUUCUUCCUUUCAAGCCAAGACAAACUCACAUUACUCAGUUAGUAAUCAGCUACUCUCCAACCAAUGUCUGAUUGAUUGAUUCCUUCUGCAGACUUACAGGGAUCAAGGAGGACAUUCAACAUCUUGUCUUGUCAUUUUGCUACUGUUCGAUGUGACAUAAUGGAAUUAAAAGUAGGCUUAAACAGAAACUCGGUCUGCCUGUUGAUGGUUGACAACCAUAAAAUAUUCAGCCACGGCCAAUUUCUAACUUCCUGGAGCCAGUAAACUUGUUAACCGUCCGCAUCUCAGAGUUUCCCUGGUUACUCAGACUUCUAAGAAAUUGGCAGACUUCCACUUUGAGCAUUUGCUCACAGCAUGAAGACGACAUUAGAAAUCUCUGUGGAAAUUUUGUGGAAAAAACAGCCUUAUUUGUGGCAUGAUACCCUUCGAAUAUGUGUACACUGUAAACUUGAAUAAGCUUUUCUAAUGUUACACACUUAUUAACUGAAAUGCACAAUGAAGUUCUUUAUCUGACCUAUACAAAUGAGAAGGACCUGGCGAUGGCAAGUUGCCAAGUUGAAGGACAGAUUGUGUUGUAUUCAUGAUCAGACCAAAAGAAGUAUUUGCUCUAUGCACAACCCACUCCUUUAGCCAUCUGCACAGGUUAUGUGUAUAUGUGCAUGUAUGUGUGUGUUGCACACAGAUACGUGGUUAAGACCCCUACUGUUCCUCCCUCCCACCUCCUACUCACAAUCUGUCAGUCCUUCCUGCUGUCUAAUACUAACCAAACCCACUACACAUUCACAAACACACACACUUUCACACACUUGUCUGAAACAAACAUGACUUAGGUAGAUUUUCUGAGGCUUCAUGAUGAUCCACCGAAGUCCUCCAGAGGAUCAUGAUGAAACGUGGUGUAACUUCCUGUCACACAGCCAUGCAGAACAGAGUGGCCAAAGUGGUCUCUUGGUGCCACCGCCACCUUAACUUAAGUGAAUGUCUUGCUGUCAGUACUCCAGUUUUCAGUAGUGUCUCUCGCUCGCUCUCUUUCUCUUCUUCGUCCUUUACAGCCGCCAUAUGAACUCUACAAUGAAAACUCUCUACAACUCACCAUUAAGGCGUUGAUAUUAUUUCUAUGGGACAAUUUUGUUCAAAGGAUACCAUUGUGACAGAGUCAACACCGGCUUCAUCUUUCUGUACAAACGGAUCUUUUGCUCCUCUCUUCCCUCCCUGCAGGCACUGUGGUCUUUGUCCUUUCUCUCUUCUUCUUUCUGUCCCCUUCUUCUGCUCUUCUUCUUUAAUUUAUUGUGGAUUGAUUUCAAAAAAGGUUGUUUUGCCUGUCGCUGAUGAUAAGGUUUUCUUUUCUGUCUUCCUUUUUGUAAAAUUGACCCUUUUUUGUUAAUUAGUCACUGCUAAUGUAACAAAACGCACUGUGAUGAUUCCAGUAUUAAUAAAAGUUGUACUUAAACUGUG
This is a messenger RNA of Larimichthys crocea (large yellow croaker), 10900 nucleotides long. RefSeq names its product MTSS I-BAR domain containing 2b (gene mtss2b). Gene Ontology annotation, molecular function: phospholipid binding; actin binding. The transcript is spliced from 16 exons. Lineage: Eukaryota; Metazoa; Chordata; Actinopteri; Sciaenidae. Bases 652 to 3249 code for a protein of 865 amino acids. Gene Ontology annotation, biological process: plasma membrane organization; cell projection assembly. The record is from RefSeq and is a predicted model, not a curated record. Gene Ontology annotation, cellular component: actin cytoskeleton; cytoplasmic side of plasma membrane.